Equus quagga is the source of this 17100-nucleotide messenger RNA. It is a transcript of the gene CDK12, whose product is annotated as cyclin dependent kinase 12. Gene Ontology annotation, biological process: protein phosphorylation; transcription elongation by RNA polymerase II; positive regulation of transcription elongation by RNA polymerase II. Gene Ontology annotation, molecular function: cyclin binding; cyclin-dependent protein serine/threonine kinase activity; RNA polymerase II CTD heptapeptide repeat kinase activity. The coding region runs from base 579 to 4862 and encodes 1427 amino acids. NCBI's taxonomy places the organism in Eukaryota, Metazoa, Chordata, Mammalia, Perissodactyla, Equidae. Gene Ontology annotation, cellular component: cyclin/CDK positive transcription elongation factor complex; nucleus. The transcript has 20 exons. The record is from RefSeq and is a predicted model, not a curated record.
UUUAACCUAGUGUGUGACUGUGAGUCUGUGUGAGGGAGCGAGUGAGUGUGUGAGGUACUGAGGUGAGGCAGAGGCAAGAAAAGGGGCUCCCUCAGGAGCGAGGGACAAAGGGGGCGUGAGGCAUCUAGGCCGCGGGACCCCAGCGACAGGAAGCCGCCCCGAGCCGGGCUACCGGGUAGGGGAAGGGCCCGCGCAGUCCUCACAGGGCCCCAGAGCCGGAGUCGGCCCCGCAGCCCCGGGCCGUCGGCUUCUUACUUCCUCGACCUCCCCGGCUCCCGGGCCUGAGGAUUGGCUCGGCCGGGGGAGGAGGGGAAACAGACUUGAGCAGCUACCCGUUGUCUCGCAACUCCACUGCUGAGGAACUCUCAUUUCUUCCCCGGCUCCUUCACCCCCCACCUCAUGUAGGAGGGUGCUGAGGAGUCGGGAGGGAGGAGGAGCCUGGGCUACCGUCCCUUCCCUCCCCACCCCCUUCUAGGGGCGCUUUGGUAGGCGUGGGGUAGGGGUUGGGGGGGAGGGUGGGGGUUACUUUUUGUAGUGCUGGGGAACUUUUUCCCCUUUUUGAGGCCAGGGGAAAGGGAAUGCCCAAUCCAGAGAGACAUGGGGGCAAGAAGGACGGGACUGGAGGAGCUUCUGGAACUUUGCAGCCGUCAUCGGGAGGUGGCAGCUCCAACAGCAGAGAGCGUCACCGCUUGGUGUCGAAGCACAAGCGGCAUAAGUCCAAGCACUCCAAAGACAUGGGGUUGGUGACCGCCGAAGCAGCACCUUUGGGUACAGUUAUCAAACCUUUGGUGGAAUAUGACGACAUCAGCUCUGAUUCAGAUACCUUCUCUGACGACAUGGCCUUCAAACUAGACAGGAGGGAGAAUGAUGAACGUCGUGGAACUGAUCGGAGUGACCGCCUGCACAAACAUCGUCACCACCAGCACAGACGUUCCCGGGACUUACUAAAAACUAAACAGACAGAAAAAGAAAAAAACCAGGAAGUCUCCAGCAAGUCGGGAUCGCUGAAGGACCGGAUCUCAGGCAGUUCGAAGCGUUCAAAUGAGGAGAAUGAUGACCACGGGAAGGCACAGCUGUCCAAAAGCAGCAGCAACAAGGAGUCGAGGUCCUCCAAACUCCAUAAGGAGAAGACCCGGAAAGAACGGGAGCUGAAGUCUGGGCACAAAGACCGGAGUAAAAGUCAUCGGAAAAGGGAAACACCCAAAAGUUACAAAACAGUGGACAGCCCCAAACGGAGGUCCAGGAGCCCCCACCGGAAAUGGUCUGACAGCCCCAAGCAAGAUGAUAGCCCCUCAGGAGCGUCUUAUGGCCAAGAUUACGACCUUAGUCCCCCGAGAUCUCACACCUCUAGCAAUUAUGACUCCUACAAGAAGAGUCCUGGAAGUACCUCAAGGAGGCAGUCCAUCAGCCCACCUUACAAGGAGCCUUCGGCGUACCAGUCCAGCACCCGGUCCCCCAGUCCCUACGGUAGGCGACAGAGGUCUGUGAGUCCUUACAGCCGGAGACGUUCGUCCAGCUAUGAAAGGAGCGGCUCGUACAGCGGGAGAUCCCCCAGUCCCUACGGUCGAAGGCGCUCCAGCAGCCCUUUCAUGAGCAAACGGUCUCUGAGUCGGAGCCCGCUCCCCAGUAGGAAAUCUAUGAAGUCUAGAAGUAGAAGUCCCGCAUAUUCAAGACACUCAUCUUCUCAUAGUAAAAAGAAGAGAUCCGGGUCACGCAGUCGACAUUCCAGUAUCUCACCUGUCAGGCUUCCAUUGAACUCCAGCUUGGGAGCUGAACUCAGUAGGAAAAAGAAGGAAAGAGCAGCUGCUGCUGCAGCAGCAAAAAUGGAUGGAAAGGAAUCCAAGGGUUCACCUACAUUUUUGCCUAGAAAAGAGAACAGUUCAGUAGAGUCUAAGGAUUCAGGCUUGGAAUCUAAAAAGUUACCCAGAGGUGUAAAAGUGGAAAAAUCUGCCCCAGAUACUGAACCGGUGAAUGUAACACAUCUAAACACAGAGGUCAAAAAUUCUUUAGAUACAGGGAAAGUAAAGUUGGAUGAGAACUCUGAGAAGCAUCCUGUUCUUAAAGAUUCGAAAGCACAGGGAAUAAGAGACUCUAAACUCGUAGCAUUGAAAGAGGAGAUUGUUACUCCAAAAGAGACAGAGACAUCAGAAAAGGAGACCCCUCCACCUCUCCCCACAGUUAUUUCUCCUCCACCUCCUUUACCAACUACUACCCCUCCACCUCAGACACCCCCUUUGCCACCUUUGCCACCACUACCAGCUAUUCCACAGCAACCACCUCUGCCUCCUCCCCAGCCAGCAUUUAGUCAGGUUCUUGCUUCUAGUAGUUCAACUUUGCCCCCUUCUUCUCACCCAAGGACAUCUGCUGUGUCCUCUCAGGCAAAUUCUCAGCCCCCUGUACAGGUUUCUGUGAAGACUCAAGUAUCUUUAACAGCUGCUAUUCCACACUUAAAAACUUCAACGUUGCCUCCUCUGCCCCUCCCACCCUUAUUACCGGGAGAUGAUGACAUGGAUAGUCCAAAAGAAACUCUACCUUCAAAACCUGUGAAGAAAGAGAAGGAACAAAGGCCACGUCACUUACUCAUGGACCUCCCUCUCCCUCCAGAGCUCCCUGGUGGGGAUCCAUCUCCCCCAGACUCUCCAGAACCAAAGGCAAUCACACCACCUCAGCAACCAUAUAAAAAGAGACCAAAAAUUUGUUGUCCUCGUUAUGGAGAAAGAAGACAAACAGAAAGCGACUGGGGGAAACGCUGCGUGGACAAGUUUGACAUUAUUGGGAUUAUUGGAGAGGGAACCUAUGGCCAAGUAUAUAAAGCCAAGGACAAAGAUACAGGAGAGCUGGUGGCCCUGAAGAAGGUGAGGCUAGACAAUGAGAAAGAGGGCUUCCCAAUCACAGCCAUUCGUGAAAUCAAAAUCCUUCGUCAGCUAAUCCACCGAAGUGUUGUUAACAUGAAGGAAAUUGUCACAGAUAAACAAGAUGCACUGGAUUUCAAGAAGGACAAAGGUGCCUUUUACCUUGUAUUUGAGUAUAUGGACCACGAUUUAAUGGGACUGCUAGAAUCUGGUUUGGUGCACUUUUCUGAGGACCAUAUCAAGUCAUUCAUGAAACAGCUAAUGGAAGGAUUGGAUUAUUGUCACAAAAAGAAUUUCCUGCAUCGGGAUAUUAAGUGUUCUAACAUUUUGCUGAAUAACAGUGGGCAAAUCAAGCUGGCAGAUUUUGGACUUGCUCGGCUCUAUAACUCUGAAGAGAGUCGCCCUUAUACAAACAAAGUCAUUACUCUUUGGUACCGACCUCCAGAACUUCUGCUGGGAGAGGAGCGUUAUACACCAGCCAUAGAUGUUUGGAGCUGUGGAUGCAUCCUUGGGGAACUGUUCACAAAGAAGCCUAUUUUUCAAGCCAAUCUGGAACUGGCUCAGCUAGAACUGAUCAGUCGACUCUGUGGUAGCCCUUGUCCAGCUGUGUGGCCUGAUGUUAUCAAGCUGCCCUACUUCAAUACCAUGAAACCGAAGAAGCAAUAUAGAAGGCGUCUGCGAGAAGAAUUCUCUUUCAUUCCUUCAGCAGCACUUGAUUUACUGGACCACAUGCUGACACUAGAUCCUAGCAAACGUUGCACAGCUGAACAGACCCUACAGAGUGACUUCCUUAAAGAUGUCGAGCUCAGCAAAAUGGAUCCUCCAGACCUCCCGCACUGGCAGGAUUGCCAUGAAUUAUGGAGUAAGAAACGGCGACGGCAGCGACAAAGUGGUGUUGUAGUGGAAGAGCCACCUCCAUCCAAAGCCUCUCGAAAAGAGACAACCUCAGGGACAAGUGCUGAGCCUGUGAAGAACAGCAGCCCAGCACCACCUCAGCCUGCUCCUGGCAAGGUGGAGCCUGGGGCUGGGGAUGCAAUAGGCCUUGGUGACAUCACACAGCAGUUGAAUCAAAGUGAAUUGGCAGUGUUAUUGAACCUGCUGCAGAGCCAAACUGAUCUGAGCAUCCCUCAAAUGGCACAGCUGCUUAAUAUCCACUCCAACCCAGAGAUGCAGCAGCAGCUGGAGGCCUUGAACCAAUCCAUCAGUGCCCUAACAGAAGCCACUUCUCAGCAGCAGAACUCAGAGCCUGUGGCCCCAGAGGAAUCUUUGAAGGAGGCACCCCCUGCCCCGGUGGUCCAGCCUUCAGCAGAACAGACGACCCCUGAAACUUCAAGCACACCAGCUGACAUGCAGAAUAUGUUGGCAGUUCUCUUGAGUCAGCUGAUGAAAACCCAGGAGCCAUCAGGCAACCUGGAGGAAAACAACAGUGACAAGAACAGUGGGUCACAGGGGCCCCGAAGAACUCCCACAAUGCCACAGGAGGAGGCAGCAGCGUGUCCUCCUCACAUUCUUCCACCAGAGAAGAGGCCCCCUGAGCCCCCCGGACCUCCACCGCCGCCACCUCCACCCCCUCUGGUUGAAGGCGAUCUUUCCAGCGCCCCCCAGGAGUUGAACCCAGCCGUGACAGCCGCCUUGCUGCAACUUUUAACCCAGCCUGAAGCAGAGCCUUCUGGCCACCUGCCACAUGAGCACCAGGCCUUGAGAUCAAUGGAAUACUCCACCCGACCCCAUCCCAACAGGACUUAUGGAAACACUGAUGGGCCUGAAACAGGGUUCAGUGCCACUGACACUGACGAACGCAACUCUGGUCCAGCCUUGACAGAAUCCUUGGCCCAGACCCUGGUGAAGAACAGGACCUUCUCAGGCUCUGUGAGCCACCUUGGGGAGUCCAGCAGUUACCAGGGCACAGGGUGGCAGCAGCAGCAGGAGGGAUGGCCUCUGAGGAAUUUGAUGUCCAUCAGCCACCUGGCAUCCGGAGCCCUGACAAGUUCACUCUUUCACAGACUCUAAAGCCAGGUUUGAUGGGAGAUCCUAUCUGUACAAACACUGUGCGAGACACCAGAAAUAGAGGCCUACAAGCCUGCUUCUCUCCAUCCUCAAUGCCCAGAAUCAGGCAGGUUACCAGCCUCUAUUGCCCAGCCCUACUCUUCUUGUUGCCAGAUGUGGAAAUGGAGACCUUAAGAAAGGAAAACAGUUGAAUCCUGUCCUGGAGUUGCUUUGUGUUUCUGGAUUUGAAGAGUUCCUGGGAACACAGGGAAAGAUUCCUAGAGAUGAAGGAGGGAGCUCUGGCCCUGCAAGUAGGAAGACAGUGGGCUCCAGGGCCCUUUGGGUGCAUAUCUGCCUGGCUGGAGGAGGCGGGAGGAAGAAGGCUGCUGGCAGCUCAGCUGAGCUCAAGAUUCUGGUGACUCAUAGCAAUGGGGGCGGCUCAUGAAAGCAACAGAAAGGAAAGAGGUCCAGGCCUGUCAGGUUGGCAAUGUGCAUCUUCUCCAUCCUUUCUGAAUUAGGGGGAUGAUAGGAUACUGUGUGUGAGAUCACACCAGCAGAAAGGGACCAGAAGGUGGACCAAGAGAACCAUUCAUGCCUCCAACCACAGUCCCAGGGGCCUCGUUGUUUCAGCAAAAGGAAACAGGGAUCUUGGAUACCAAUGUAUCUGGAUACAUAAUAAUAAAUACCCUUCCUGUAACGUCAGAGAAGGAUUUACUAAGAGGAAGGGGGUUCUCUGAUAGCCUGAGUUUUCAAUUGCCUAUUUCUAUUCUUUUCAUUGCUUGUGGCUCUGCUCUCCAGCUGGUGUGAGGGUCUCUCUGCUCCUGGAGAUCCACAGACAGUUUUGGUUGGAGAAAGGGACAGACAAACUGCUCUUCAUGUAGAGAGAUGGGACCAGCUGCACUCCCCCAGCUCUCCCUUGCAGCAUUAGGAGCCCAAAGGACCUUGCUGGAACACCCGUAAUAGAGUUCAGUCCUGAACUGAACCAACACAUCACCUGGCUCUCGUAUAAAAGUGGUGCUAUGAGGGGGAGCCUGGGUGCACCAGGUGGGGUGUAGGCAGAUGUGGGGAGUUCAGCCCCAGGAGAGAGAGAAGAAUCACUCCUCAAUACCAUAUGCUCCUCCUCUUUCUCAAACCUCCUUGGCCCCUCUUUUUUUCUACCUCCCUUCAGCCAACUCCACUCCUGGGCACCUUAUCCCCUCCAAUCUGAGAAGACAUGGUAAGUAGUUGUCUGUUCCCUACACUUUUGUAUCUCUCAUUCUCCUCCUUUGCUUCCAAUUCCUAGCCAAGAGUUACCCCAUUUGAACUCUCCACCAGUGAUGCCAUCAGGAUCUGAACCUAGAAUCCCCAGCCUCUCCCAACCCUCUGACUCUGAGAAUGCCACUCUGACUCAUCAGUCCUCCUCCUCCCCACAAGUACCACCAGGCCAAGACUAGUAUGUCCACCAGCACCAAGGACACUGACCUGAAGCAGAGGGCAGCCCUAGGGGGUGCAUUGGGGCCCAGCCCUAAAUGCGUGUAUGCCUGUGCAUUGGGCACACUGGUUUAUUAGUGUUAUUUCAGCAUUGUGAUGCAGAGAGAGUAAGUGUAACAGCUGCUCCUUGCUUGCAGUGUUUAUUGUUACCUAGAGACAACCUCCUGGCUUUUUCCCAGCUCCCCCUCCCCCCAGCCCAACCCCCUCCCUGCCAACAGGCCUACUCUCCCCACACUGAUGGGAAAUUUAUAGCUUGCCCAUACCAUGCCUUUAACCCUCUCCUGUCCAUAGGAUAGGUGGGGUGAGGGAAGCCAAAGUGAGCAGUGGUAGCCCCAGCAGGGUAGAAUAGUGUGGAGCAGGGAGGGAAGGAGGGAGAAGACAUCUCCCCUCCCCAAUCUGUGUGUCCAGACUCAGGUCCCAGUUGCCCUCCUGGGUCUCCUGUUGAGAGAAAAGAACUUUGGACCUAGCCUUGGGAUCCCAGCAUCCUCCUCACAACAUAAUUCUCUUCCCUGGGCACCUCUGAGUCCCCUAUUUGGGCUGCUUGGUCCUGGGCAAGUACAUCAAGGUAGUAUUGAAACAAGAGGAGUAAAUACAGAGGGGCAGAACCCCCAGCCCCCUCCUUUCUAUAGAGAUGUCAUAUUGAGACAAACAAGAGGCUGUGGCAUGAGGGAUGCUGGCCAGAUCUCCAUAGCUAGAUCUCCACAGGUAGAUGUCAAACAUGAACCUGGCUGCUGAGCCUAGUGGGAAAAACUCAAAUUCACCCUGAUCCCAAAACAGGUCCUGAGAGACACUCAGGCCAUCCUUUAAGCUGGUCUUCUUGGUCUGGUUAGGCUACUCCUUUCUGCUUUUCUUCCUGGUCCAUUUUCUCCUGCUCAUCUUUUGGUUUGAUACCUUAGGGCAGAUCCAAGAGACCAAGGGGACUGAGGCAUCCUAGUCAGUGUCUCAACAGAACUGGGGAAGCUCCUCUCUCCCCUCCUGACGUAGGACUUUUCAUGGAGAGGAACCAUAUCAUAUAUUCACCAUCCCCACUGGAAACAAGAGGAAAAGGGAUCAGAUUUUACCAGAAAGGAUAGAGCUUAGACAUAUGGAAAAACUUACUCAUGGGCUGUAAGACUUCAGAAUGGGCCUACUUCUCAUCAGAGAUUUUUCUUCUGCCUGGGAUGUGUUUAAGUCUACCUAAGGGGCACUGGAAAAACAGGGUUACUUUUCUGGGGCUCCUCCAGAUGUAGGUCCCUGUGCAGUUUCCACACAGUGCACCCCUCCUCAGCCCUUCUAAAUGUAUGUGUGGUGGUUAGAUCGCAAGUUUUGGAAGCAGACAGCCUUGGGUUCUAGUCCCAGCACUGCCAUUUAUCAGCUGUGCUACCUUGGUAAGUCACUUAACCUUUUUGAGCCCUAAUUUCCUUGUCUGUGAAAUGCAGAUAAACAAUCUCUUAAGGUUGUAGAGAGAAUUUAGUGAAAUAAUGUGUAUAGAGCACCUAGGACAGUGCCUCAUACUCAGUGGGUGCUUAGUCAACCAUUGAUGCAAUAGUCUAUUACUUUUAUGCAGUCAGCAGGGCUGAAAUUGCUUCAAAGACUCCAUGAGUCCCCUGAAAUUGUAGGCCAAAUGUGUUUAUGUGCAUAUACUGGGGAGAAUGUCCAUACUUUUCUUCAUGAUGUGGGGGGGGGGGUGCCAGUCUCCUGGAAAGGAAGUAGCCCCAAUCUCUUGACUCAGACUCCCCAAGAAGUCAGUUCCGUCAUUCCCAUGCCUCUCAAGCCAGGAGCACCUUAGGCAGUGUUCUUCUACCUGGAAGUACAGCUUCAUCUAAGAUGGAGCUGGGGAGAGACAGCCAUUAGGAUAGCAACACCUUGCAUUUGCCAGGCACUUUACAGUUUGUCAAGUACAUUUACCUACAUUUGCUCUUUUGAUACCCAGAACAUGACAGUAAAGUGAAGCGAACUAUCAUUUAUUGAGUGUCUAAUAUGUGCCAGGCAUUGUGCUAGGUGUAUUUUUUUUAAGUAUGUUUAAAGUCUGUAAAGUGUUUCAUCACCUAGAUAUGCUGUGAUUUAUAACGCUCAUCUCCUAUUUUUAAUCAUUUAGAUAUUUUUAUUGAAAUAAUAUCACAAUGAACAUCUUAAGAUAUAAAAGUUCAUGCAUUUUUUAUAGUAAAUUCUAAGAAGUGGAAUUAUUGGGUCAACAGAUACAGAUAUCCUCCCCUCUCUAUAGUUAUGAUCAUUUUAUUGAUGAACCCUAAUGAGAAUAAUAUUUUUUAAUCUUCCUCUUUGGAAUUCUGCAAUGGAAACACAAGGGCAGCCCCUUCUCUCUCCUAUACCCAACAGAGACAUUAAUAAUCUAUCAUAGCUUUUUUUUAAUUGAAGUAAUUGUAGAUUCACAUGCAGUUGUAAGAAAUAAUACAGAGAGAUUCCAUGUACAUUUUAUCUACUUUCACCCAAUGGUAACAUUUUACAAAACUAUAGUAUAAUAUCACAACCAAAACAUUGACGUUGAUACAAUCCACCAGUCUUAUUCAGAUUUCCAGUUUUACUUGUUCUUGUGUGUGUAUUAAGUUCUAUGCAGUUUUAUUAUCUGUGUAAAUUCGUAUAUCUACCACUACAGUCAAGAUAAUUGAACAGGGGCUGGCCCCGUGGCCGAGUGGUUAAGUUCACAUGCUCCACUUUGGCGGCCCCGGGUUUCACCAGUUUGGAUCCUGGCCAUGGACGUGGCACGUCUCAUUAGGCCACACUGAGGUGGUGCCCCACAUGCCACAAGUAGAAGGACCCACAACUAAAAUAUACAACUAUGUACUGGGGGGAUUUGAGGAGAAAAAGCAGGAAAAAAAACCUGAACAGUUUUAACACCACAAAGAUUCCUCAUGUUGCCCUUUUAUAAUCAUGCCCAUCUCACCCCUCCUUAACCCUUGAGAACCACUAAUCUAUCCUCCACUUCUAAAAUUCUGUUGUUUCAAAAAUGAAGUCAUAUACUAUGUAACUUUUUAGGCUUGGCUUCUUUCAGCAUAAUUCCCUGAAGAUUCAUCCAAGUUUUUGUAUGUAUCAAUGGUUCAGUCUUUUUAUUUAUGCCAUGGUAUGAAUGUACCACAGUUUGUUUAACCAUUCACCUGUUAAAGGACACUGUACUCUCCCUUUGUAUUCACUAGCAAUUAAUGAAGUAGCUCAUUUUAUGUGGUGUGUUGAGUGUUUCAUAUUCACAAUUAUUAAGCUUAUUAACUCUUCAAGCAUGGCACUAUGAUUAUAUCCACUUUAUAGAUGAGGAAAAUUGAGGCUCACAGUAAAUGAUUUUCUCGCAAUUACAUGCUGUUAAAUGGCAAAGAGCCUGGAACCCAGGAUAAUAGGGCUCUUCCACUAAACCAGGCCUUCUCAGACCUUGCUUAAGGUUGCUGGGAAGAGGGUGUGGGUGGAACCAGAAGAGAGAUGUUGGGGCAGGAAGAAUACUGGAGCAGCCUGGGUCAAUUGAGGUCCUCACAGCUAACUUUGGUUCAUAGGUUAGAAGAUAAACAGUGUCAUGGAACAGGGGGCAACACGGUAUGAGCCUUUGAAAUUGUUUCCCCCUUGCCAGGGAAGAACAAGGCUAAAGUGGAUGGAGCCCAUGAGCAAUCUGCCCACAGACCUGGGACCUGGAAUGAGAAAGGGAGGAGCUAGCCUUUAGGUGUCUAUCAGAGAAUGAGUAGUCAAGGCUGUCCUUGAAAAUGUGAAGUUGAAUGUGUCUCUAAUGAGGUCUGAAGAAAUUGAGGCCCAUAACAACAAGUGAGCUCUCUAUUCUGGAUGGAAAAGGGAGAUAGUAGCACUUUUUUGGGGAGGCAAGGGGGACUACAGGUCAUUAACACACACACAUAAACCUUGGGCAGGCUCAGUGUCAGGAACAUGGUACAAGGGGCAAGCAGAGUAGAAGCAAAAAUGCUAGACCAACACUUACUGCUGACUACCACUGCACUUUCCCUCCAACUGAAGUCAUGGACAGCUAAGUCAGAAGGAGCUGGAGAAAUUGUUUGGUCUGUCCCUCAGCCUCUGGGCACUGGUUGAAGCUGACAGGUGGAAACCUAGAGUUGGCUCAGACAUGAUGGAUGGUAGAGAUGCCAACUUGCAAGAGAGAAGGUUUGGCUCCUCUCCUGGGAGCUGUGUCUGGUCAAAGGCUGCCUCCUCCCACCUCCUGCUGGAACCAGCUCCUUUAUAGUUGAUGUUACCAUUGCUCCCUUGGCCUAUUCCAGUGGCUGUGGACUCAUAACAAUUUUCCCCAUCUACUUACAGCUUUAGAACCAGGCCAAGAGCAUGUAUCACUCUUCUCCAUCUCUUUUGGCUCAUCAGAAAUGGCAUAUCUUCUCCCAGUGGGACGCACCAUGCUUACCCAGUAAUUCCAGUCAUGGAGAAUAAAUACCGAGGCCUUCACAAUUUAUAGGGACUACAUUGCAUUGUUGAAACAACCAGAGAUAUCCAUUCUGAAUGUCUUUUUGUUGGAAAUUCUUAGACAAAGAGAAACCACUCUUUACCAACUCUUAUGCCUACUGAGAUUUCCUGACUGCCAGAGGUCCUAAGUGUGGCUAGAAGAAAGCUACCUUCCCUUGGAGCCAAGAUGGUUCCUAACCAGGAAAUCUCAGGACCCCCCACUUACUCCCUUUCCUUGACUGCCCCUCUAGUCUAGGUCCCCUCCUCUUCUGCCACCACUCCUUUCCCAUUCCUCCUUUCUCUUCUACUCUCUCUCUCAGCAAGUUUUUUAUGUGAUUACAGGCACUGCAUGGUAAUUAGUGCUAAACUCAUUUGCACAACUACAGUUAAUUGGCUACAACAAUUAAUUAAUGUGUUGGAAAUUUGGCACUGGAAAAAAAAAGUUUGUCAUCAAAAAAAGGGCAAAAAAUUGUAGAGUGAGAUACCCAUAAAAAUCGAGGGCAGGCUUCAAAAGCCCAGCUGGGCCUCAAACUUCAGGCCGGCCUCAGAUGCCUUCCCAUUCUCAACUUCAAUAUGUUUUCUUCUUUCCUCUGUUUUUUUUUUCCUCUUUCUUUCUCUAUUUCUCUUCUCUCUCUCUCUCUUUUUUUUUUUUUUUUUUUUACAACUUAAGCAAACUCAUUUCCCUGAUAAAAUAUAGCAUGACUAAUGGCUAGAGCAUGUAAAAAUCAUUGGGAAAAUGUCCUUGGAAGACGAAUGCAUUUUCAGCAGAAUAAUUAACUUAAUUAACAAAUUCACAUGCAUAUUCAUCAGGCUAUUAAUGUCUUCUCGGCUCAGCUUGAUGAACAUUGCGGUAAUAACCAUCUCAUUUACAUACUGCAUUCUACUGCGAUCCAAAACAGAGACAACAUACAGGCAUACACACACACACACACACACACUUGCUUGAAUACACACAACAUGCCUGGGCCGCUUUGACUUCCAGGUUGGCUGGGAGUGUGUGUGUGUGUGUGUGUGUGUGUGUGUGUGAGUGUGUGAGUGAGGCAGAGGGGUGGAUGGGAACCUAACUAGAUGGUGUGAUCUUGAGAGGGUCAUGAGUGCGGUGGGCUAGGGAUGCCAACGUGUGGAUGUGGAUAUCUGAGAGAACUUUAAUUCUGUCUCUCUCUCUGUCUCUCUCUGUCUCACUCUGCCUCUUAUUCCUUGUUUCUUUUUCUCUGUGUCAUUUUCUUUCUUCUUCUCGCGCACCCUCCCCCCCAUGUCUCUCUAGGGAAAAACUUGGUAUCGGUGCCAACUUUUUACCCCUUCCCCUCCUCCCUCACUCUCCUCCUUCCCCUCUCCCAACUGCUGCCAGCCGGCAUCAGCGCCGAAUUGCCAUCUCCUUGAGCUCUCUGUGGAGCAAUCUCAGAGAGCAGUAAGGUGUGACGCGAGGCUCUGCCGGCUUCGCAGCACCGCCUGCGGAAAGAACGCAGGAUGGCGGAGGAAGAUUAAGAGAAAUCGCGAGCAGGGCUUGGCUGCAAUUGGUGUGUGCAAACGCCGAAGAGGAAGGGAGAGGGAGAGCGAGGAGGGAGGGUAGAAGUGGGGGAGGAACCAGCAGCUGUCGGCCUAAUUCUUCUAACACUCUGCUUGUGGUCAUAUUAGAAAAACAGAUUAUGCCCCUCGGUGCCACUCACUUAUACUUGACAUACGUUAAUGUUCUAUAUCUCCAUUCUCGGGUCUUGACGUCGGUGGACUUAGGGUCAAGGAGGAUGGUGUUCUGGGUGGCCAAGGGGCACAAAAGAUCCUGCCUCUACGUUUUUCCUGACCUCCAACCCUAGUCUGUAGUAGCCCUUUAGAAAGCAAGCCUGGGCCCAGAAUUUGCAUCUGAUGCCACCCUUUGGCCCAGCUUUUUGCAGCCCCAUAAGAGGUGCAGAGGUCAGAGGACACCUGGAAGCCCUUUCCCCUAAAAGUAACUCCCCAUUUAGAGUCUUAAUAGGUCACUUUAGGGCCAAAUGAGACUAGCUUUGUAGCACUCCUACCCCUAACAUUUCUAGGGCCCUCCCCCUUAAAUCAGAAGUUGGGGGUCAGAGAAAGGUAUCUGUGGCAAUCAGUGCUCCCUGAGGGGGUUACAGAGAAGCCAGAAGCAAACAAGGCCAGGAUUGUUUCUGGGUUGCUAUGGAAACCAGGUUCCCGCCUCCUGGCAGGAUGGGAGGCGUGCCUGAGGCCUUCCUCUUUCUACCAAUCCUGAAGGCUAUAAAGGUGGAGUUUACCAAGGCCUGGGGCAUAGGGAUGGUCUUGGAGGACAAACCAACCAUUCCCAGCAGCCCUGCUUGUCAGUCCAUAGCCCUUUGACCCCCACCUUCCCUACCCUCUCACCCCAAUAUUCAGUCAGAGGAGACUUUUUCCACACAGUAUCUGUCCUCUAUGGAGACCUGUUGCUUAGCAACCACUAGUGCCUUCUUCCUAAUAACUUGCAGGGACUGAGAUAUAAUAUCUGUCUCUCCAUAUUCAGUUUCCCUCCUCUGUCUAUUUAUAUUUAAUAACUGAAGGCCUGUCUUGGGUUCCUUUGGCACAUGUUUUAGAGGACUUUUAGAGGAUUAAGCUGUAGCCUGAAGAAAUAAAGUUACACCUGAGGAAGAACUUCCAAACAGGGAAGAGUGGGAGAAAAGACUGGAGUAGGUAGGGAAGCUGUGGAAUCAUACUCUCUUAAGUAUAGGUAGAGAGAAAAAAUUUAGAACUUGGAAUGUGGGGAGGGAAUGUCUACAGGGAUUCCCAAGGGUGCUCUCCUGGACCUGGAGUAGACCUAACAGAGCUGCUUCCUGGGCUAGCAUUUUCCAUUCCCCAUACUCUGCCCUGCCCCUCCUUGCUGACCACUUCAAGUCUAGAGCCCUCUCAUAUUUCUAUAUGUGGGAGGCCCAUCCCUCUGAGGAUGCCCAGUUUCCUAGUAUCUAGAUGUUGGUAUCCAGGAAGAGGGGCUGUGUCAGUGUGUGUCCAGCAAGGUGUGGGUGUCUUCCAAAGUUUUUCAGUCACAGGGAGGGAGUUCUUCUGAGCUCUCUACUAGAAAACUCCAGACCUGAUCAAGCACAAAGCUGUCUAGGGAGAGUAGCAAUGUCCCUAUAAUCUUCCCCACCUCCAGUCCCAACCUCUGACCUCUAGUUCUCCCUGCUGACACCCCACCCUGACCUGCUACCCUUCUCCCCAGUCAGCACCUUCACUGCCAUCGUGCUAGCUCACAGACUGUACGAUUUCACCCUCCAUACCCUGCUUCUCGGCACCUCCUCCAACCCGAGCCUUCUGUAGGAGACAGAUGGGAUGUCUGUGAUGGAAAAGGCUCUGGGCUCUACGCCGCCUUGGGUGGGCAGCCCCCUCCCUAUCUCCCCACUACUCCCUCUCCCUACCUAAGACACUUAGAUUCACCCCAGGCAGCUUUGGGAACUGCUGAGGAUUCCAACUCUCUUCCCUUCUCAGACUUGGCCCCAGAAGCAGAGCCAGAAUUGCAUCCUUCUCCAAGUCUAGACUUCAACCCCUCUUCAUGGAAGACCAAUGCAAAGGAGGAAGUAGGUUAGGGAAUGGUAGGGCUCCAUGUGAAGGGACUAAUGUGGAGAGGCAGGAGAGGCCCAGAGUCCCUGAAUGAGGACUGGAUGGCUAAGGUUUGGGGCCUAAGUUGACAGAGGAGGCUGAGCCUAGGCAGUUCCUUUGCUCCAGAAAUCUGGGGUCCCUGGAGGGAGGCUCAGCCUGGGGAGGGGGGAAAGGGAGCUAACCUUACAGAGCACCAACUGUGAGCCAGGCAUGAUGCCAGAGCCUUUUCAUACCUGUACUCAACUAGCAGGUGAGGAGUCAGGGUGAAUAGGUGUCUCAUGAAUCUUAGCAUCUCUCAGCACAGCUGACCACCUCCUCCUUUGAUUCUAUGAUAUCAUUGCCAAUUCUUCCACCGCUCUAGCUGCUCUUUCUUUGUCUCCUUUGCAAGCUCAUCCUCAACUUCUUAGACUUAGCCAAGUCCCCUAAUUAUACACUUUUAUGGUACUAUAUAUCCUUAUUUCAGAGCACUUAGCACAGUUAUUUCACACUUAUAUGUGCAGUCAUUUGAAUAAUGAUUCUAUUUCUCCCACCAGAUGGAAAGUUGCACAAGGACAGUGACCACAUCUGACCGUGUUCAUCAGUGUGCUCCCAGUGCCCAGCACAGUGCCUAGCAUAAAGCAGCUGUUUGGAAACAAGAAGAGAAGGCCCAGAGAAGAGAAGAGGGAAGGUGGAACUCCAUGAAGACACUCAUGUGCAACAUACACUAGUGCACAAUGGGAUAUGUGCACACAGCUGUGUGUGCAGGUCAGGAUGCUUGCUGAGGCCCCCUGUAGCACGUAUACACACAGCUUGCACAUCACCCAGGCAUGGAGAGGAAUUAUUCACAUAUGCAGGCCAGUCUUUCCUCCUAUAUUCAGGCCACUGUCCUAACCAGAACAAGCUGGUUUCUGCAAGUUGCUAGCCUGAGCUGUGCCCCAGGUUUUUCCCAUAAAUCCUAAUACACCAGCAUUCCCCAGCUCCUGGCAGCUACCUGGAGUCAACCGUAGCAGUGACAGAGCCAGACAGCAACUCUGCCAGGAUAGGGGUGGAGGGCACCUGCGCUCAUCCUGUGCACCUGUCUUGGCUACAGUGUGGUGCCUUCUCUGGUGAUUAUCAGAUGACAGGUUCAGACAUCUCACCUGGGAGAGAGAUGAGACAUCUCACCUCAUCUCACCUCUCACCUGGCAUAGCCUUGGUUCAGAGGAAAGAGGGGGCUAAUAGGAGGUGAGAGAGGCAGAAUAUGUGCUUCUCUGUGACCCCCUUUCAUCUUUACCUGUCUCCAGGAGAUAGGUGACCCCCCAUUAUCAGGAAACACUUCUCAAGUGCCUACCCUCUAGGAAACACUAUGCUUAGUUUAGCACAGUGCCUCACAAUUUUCUGGGCUGGGUUGAUAGCCCCAAGAAUCUGGAUGUGCUGUCCCCAUUGGAGGAUCCACAGUAACUUGCAUGGUAACCUCAACCUUACCCAUGUUAGGCUGCCAGGCCAAGGGAUGCUCCCUGACCUUCUCCAGGAUUCCCCCUCCCUCAAGGAAGGAGCCAGCUUCUCCACAGACUGGUGUGGCUGCCAGCCAAGAGGCUUGGGGCAGGCCUGGGGCAUGCAGCUGGCACCUGCCCACCAGAUCCCUAAGGAGCACCCUCCUCCUCCACUCCAUAGCACCAUUCAGAUGGCUCCUGGGCUACAGGGAGGCAGAGCUCACCACUCCCCAUUCUCAGAGAAAACCUCAAGCUGGAAAGCCCAUCACCACCCUUUCCACUGUAAUCUGCUCUAAGAUCCUCCACCAGACUAGAUAUACUAAAGACCCACUAGGUACUUUUUCCAAGCAGGACCAAACACUUAACACAGUAGGGGUUGGUCUGGGGCUAGGUAAGGGGCCUUGAGGUGUGGGACCUGGGCUGGAAUUAUGGGAGGAGUUGCUGAGGUCAAGAGGUGGAUGAGGAAGAACUUGAUGGGAGUGAGAUACGAUGGGGGACAUGAAGAGAAGGGGCUGAGUGAAUUUGCCUCUCUCAUCUAAUUAGUGGUAUGCAAAUGAUAUGCAAAUGACCCCCUCUUUGUUUUGAGACCACAGGGCCUAUGCUUUUUGGAAGUGGGCUACAGAGGGACUACCAGGCAGCGUCUCUGAGACCUUCAGAUAUGGGACACCCAGGCUCAAGAGGGAGGCCAGAGUGCAGCCAUCUGGUUCUAGCUUAUUUCCUGGACGGCCUUACUCUCUAUGAGCCUCAAUUUCUCUAUGUGUGAAAUGGCAGGACUGGACUGGAUGGUCUCUAAGUACUGUCAGUACUGACAGUCUAGGGUUCUCUGAUCUGGAGCCCAAUGCCAGCCCAGGGUGAAGGGAUUGAUUCCAUUCUGGGGUGGAAGCUACUUGGCUCUUUGCCCCUGCUGCCCACCUCAGCAGUUGUGUCAUACCACCCCCAUAUCCCCAUGCACCUGUCAUGCCAAACGUGGGCAGUUUCCUGCAGGCGCUGUCCUCUCCUACUCCUUGUCUUUACCCACACUGUUUCUUCUGCUUGGAAUGCCCUUUCUGCUUUAGCCCCUCACCUGGCUAACUCCAACUCGAACAGCCUUACCUACCUUACCCUUCCACCUUCUGGGCAUCCCUAUGCGCUGUUUACUUCUCUCAUUUCCCACUAGACUGUGAACUCCUAGAGGGCAGGUUCUGGGUUUUGCUCAAGAUGGAAUCUCUGAUGUAAGUAUAUUUAUUAGUUUCCAAAGGCUGCCAUAACAAAUUACCACAGCCUUGGCAGCUUAAAACAACAGUUUAUUCUCUCACAUUUCUGGGGGCCAGUAGUUCAACAUGAGUUUCACUGGGCCAGAAUCCAGGUGUCGGCAGGACUGUGCUCGCUCGGGAGGCUCUAGGGGAGAAUCUGUUCUUUCAGCUUCUAGUGGCUGC